AUGAAAUCCCUCUUUCGUAAGAUUCGCACCGACGUGGGCACAGUCAAGGAAGCAUUCAAGGAGGGUUGGUCUCAAGGCCGAGAGCACAACGGAGCAAGGAAGGCGAUCGCUGCUUGCGUCGACCAAUCUCUUUGCUUCAUGUGCCGGCAUUUCAUAGUCGACUUCCUGAGCAAGAGUGUAUGGGCCUUUGAUGGACGACUCCCCGGCUGGAAGAGAGUCGAAGACCAGCUCGACUACACUUUCACCACUUCCUACCCGAUUCUGUUUUCCGAUGAUCUAUCAACUACCAAGUGCGAGCUCUGUCGGAUGCUGGUUCACGGUUGGCGACAAACCGAGGCCAUCGAUGAGGGCAGGGACUCCAGCCUCCCUUACUCGAAGGAGAUGCUGUCGAUGGAGCUAAAGCAAAAGAUGUAUCUCGACAUCCGCUACAUACCGUCGGUUGAGUUCCACGCAAUAUCUCGGUUUUCCCGACGUGGUCCUGGCUUCCGAUUCAGCUCGGACGCUCACGGCACAAAGUGGCUUGAUGAAUGGCUGGACAACGCUGACAUUGCGCUCAGGAGCGGGUAUUCGGUCGACGUCGAGGGACGUAAAACACGCCACACCAUGGCAAACCAUCAAAGCGCUACUGCAGAAGCCGCUUCGAUCGCUGCCUCUGACAGCACUUCCGAGUUCCUCGAACAAAAUUUCAUCACGGCGCCGCGACUUCUGCCUGAUCUGGAUUCACCUGAAGUCCUUGGUCUCGUCAAGAGCUGGGCUGAUGAGUGUACAUCCUCGCACGAACAGUGUAUGCGUCGAGACAAGCUUCCGACCAGGGUUGUUGAUGUCGGAGACGGUAGGCACCCGCCCAGACUGUACCUUUCUCAAGGAGAAAUCAAGCCAUACACUGCCUUGAGCUACUGUUGGGGUCGGAAGCAGAGCACUGUUCUGCGCAGGGAAAACUGCGAGAACUUUCAAUUGGCGAUCCCAGAUGACGCAUUGCCCAAGACCAUCAGCGAUGCAAUAAAGAUAACCCGAGCGAUCGGUGUUCGCUAUAUCUGGAUCGAUGCACUCUGCAUCAUUCAAGACGACGCAGACGACUGGCAGCGUGAAUCGGUGCAGAUGGGCGAAAUCUACGCCGGAAGCCAUGUUACUAUAGCUGGUGCCGAAGCCAUCAGCCGCCACACUGGUCUGUUCGAGCCUCGUGCGGUGCGCAUCUCGUCGAAGCCUUUUCCCUGUGGCUCACACAUGUACAUCACACGCUCUGAGCCGGACAGCUUCCUCAAGCGAACCGAACUCCACGUUCUCCAGCACCGUGGCUGGGCAUUGCAGGAGCAGCUGCUGUCUACGGCGGUCGUGCACUUCACCGCGGAUGCACUCAUGUGGGAGUGUCGUCAGAAGGGCUGUCUCGAAGAUAAUGGUGGAAAGGACGGCACGUUCGCUAUCCAUCCGACGCUGAAAGCCUUCCAGCUGUCGACCCUCGAGAAGCUCCCAGAGUCUGCCUCCAAGAGUCUUUGGUAUCACAUUAUUCAGAACUAUACCGAGCGCAGACUCACUCGCGAAACCGAUCGGCUGAUCGCCCUGGCGGGCCUGGCAAGCAUGUGCCAGACCGAAAAGUGGCAGCAAGGCUGCUAUCUAGCUGGAUUGUGGGAGGGUGACCUUCCCGCUGCCCUUCUCUGGGCUAGGGCGCGGGAAGGCAUCGACGACAACGUCACGCGACUGUCUGUCCCCUCUUGGUCAUGGGCGAGCCUCAACCUGCCAGAUAAGGUCAUGUGGCCGGGUGCGUUUCAGCAUGGGAUUCCUGCUUUGGCCGGACCUUACGACAGCCGACUAGAGUCUUUCCAGUACGGUGGUGGACGGGACAAUACACUCGCCCAUGCACAGGCUGCUCUUUGUCUAGUGGCUUACAUACAAGAACUCACACCUUCGCUCGUGGAUGAACUUUGGCCAGAUCGGAAAAGGCACGCCGGAGAAACGCAGGAUUUUCAAGAUAAACCGAUCAGAGACGUACUCAGCAGGCUCUGGCCUGUAUGGCGAGUGAAUUCGAACGGAUGGCAUGAUGACUAUCUAAAUCCCGACGAGUCACCGCCUGUGACUUGCCAGUUCCUGAUGGACCAUCCAUGGGACCCUAACGACAGACGGCGGAAAUUGUAUCUGGCCAGAAUAUGCUCGUGGGCCGUUCCGUCCCCUGAAAAUCGAAGCUGUGCAAAGGUCUUCUACCGAAGCAAUGCGAUAUGCGAAUCCCGCACCACCGGCACCUUGGACGGCGGUCUGCCAACCUCUAGGUGGCAGUCAAGCAGAAUCUUUGGCGGAGGUACGCCAUAA
Molecule: messenger RNA, 2301 nt
Organism: Cladophialophora immunda
Lineage: Eukaryota; Fungi; Ascomycota; Eurotiomycetes; Chaetothyriales; Herpotrichiellaceae
Exons: 2
Coding region: 1-2301 (766 amino acids)
Source: RefSeq, a predicted model, not a curated record